CAUACCCGACUCCCACAGUGCCCCAAUGCCAGCCCCUCCUUGGUCUUCUCCUCCUUUCAGGAACUGAAUUCAAAUCCCACUGGGAGCCCUGACACCCCUGGGGAAAGGGAGGGGUGGAAAAAUCCCACCAGUGUCCUGAGGGGAGGAGCAAAAGGCUACCAGGAUGUGAGAUGUCUGUGGGCAAGGUGCCCGCUUAGUUCGUGAGGGGCCAUGGGAGCUGGACUGUGGCUGUAUGCCCCUUCCCCCAGCAACUCCAUCUCUGCAUGAAGCCGAAGCUUCAAAACCCUGACAAAGUGUUUCCAACCCCCUCAAGACAUUCAUGGAUGGGUGAGAGGAGCUGACACUGACCUCCCACUCUGUGACCAUCUUCUCUUCUGCCAUGGAGGAAGGCUUGCUGCCCCUGGCCAUGACCUCUGACCCCAGGUCCUUUAAUCAACAACUCCCAGAGCCUCCAGACCCAAGAUGUGUCUUGGAACCCCAGGACAAUCCUGAGUUGGCACCUGCCCUGGUGUGUGCUCUUUGCUGCUGCUUUGGAAUCAUCUACUGCUGCUUCGGCUACCGCUGCUUCAAGGCAGUGAUGUUUCUCUCGGGCCUGCUGUCAGGAGCUCUGGUGAUCUUCCUGCUGUGCCACAAGGAACGAGUGCUAGAGACACAGCUGAGCCUGGAGGUGAGCGCGGGCAUUGCGCUAGGCAUCGGACUCCUCUGCGGCCUGGUCACCAUGCUGGUUCGCAGUGUUGGGCUCUUCCUGACUGGUCUCCUGCUAGGCCUAACCCUGGGUGCCGGGGUCCUUCUAGGCACUGAGCCCAUCUACCAGCCACCUUCAGCCUGGGUGCCGGCCGGGGGGCUGGUGGGGCUGGCAUUGCUGGGAGCCCUGCUCACGCUUCGAUGGCCACGUCCAUUCACAGUUCUGGGCACAGCCCUGCUGGGUGCUGCAGUGCUGGUGGCCUGUGCUGACUACUUCCUGGAGGGGCUGGCACUGGGCCGUCGGCUAGGCCAACGCUUGCAGGCACUUCCAGCCUUGCCUCCUCUCUGCUGGUAUAGCUGGGUCUUGCUGGGGACCUGGCCAGCCCUCGGGGCCCUUGGGGCCCUGGCCCAGUGGAAGCUCAUGGAUGAGGAACAUGGAGCCCACGCCAAUGCAGUGGUCUUGAGCCACCAGCGAAGGCAUCUCCAACUCCUUCGGAUCCGUCAACAAGAGGCCAAGUGGCACCGAACCUCCCCUGGGGUGGGGCUCUGUGAGGGCAGCUACCGGCGCCAGCUCCCCCACAAUGCCCGGAGCCCUGCUGACAGUCUGGCUCCAAGUUAUCUCCAGAGCCUUCGAGAGCGCCAACUAGGACCAGGCACCCAGGCAACAGCCCCCUACACUGUCCUGGACCUGGAUUCUGACUGUGGUUCCACUGUACCCCUCACCACACCUUCUGGUUCCACCCAGACCUGAGCCUAAACCUCCACUGAUGCCCCCACCCCUAGCAAGGGCCUGGGAAUACUAGGUGGGCAGGGCCUGAGCCCACAGGACCCACACACAAACUUCCCCACCUCUUGGAUCGGGGUUAGAAUCUGUGCUCUAACCCAGACCAGCCCUGUAGGGAUAUGUUUCAGGGACAGACAGAGAGGAAUCCUGUGGGGAAAGGAGAAGAAUGGAAGUAUGAAUACCUACCUCUGGCCAAUAACAGAGGUGCCCUGGUCCCAAAGUAGCACUCUCUCUAAUUUCCUCCAAACCUAGGAGGCCCUUACCCAAAUAGCUUUUUAUAUGCCCACCUCAGUGUGCCUCAUAAUGGUAAAAUAAGGGGUUUUGUUUUUUGUAGGACCUAUAGAAAAUCGGGAAGCCUCCUAAAGCACUUAAUAGCUUUUUUGGGGGGAGAAGGGCACAGAGGAGCGCCAGGACCCUUUUAAUCCCCAGGCCCCUCAUUAGGGGGUAGUUGGGUUCCUGGCCAGCCUUUCGCCCGGACCUUAUAGGCCCAAGGCCCCUUCUUCUACCUCAGUUGGGGGUCCUGUCCUCCAUGGUGCUUCUCUUUCCUUAACAUGAAGAAGACCAUGGGGCAGUGCCUGGCUCAGCACCCGCCUCCCCCAAAAACUGGCUUCUUCCUCCAAGGAGAGAGCAUUGACCUGCAUGCCAGAGUCUAGCCCUUUUGCCCAAAGGAGCCUGGUCUUUGGGGCUGUGUGAGAGACAAGUGCCUUCUCUGCUUCGCAUUGGGAGUGAUACAUAUCUCCUCCUCAACCAGAACUUUGCCCCAGCCACUAACCAUUCUAACUCUCCCCACUCUGAUUCUCCUGCCCAAAGUCUGUUCCCUGAUUCCCUAGACAGCAGGAAAGAAGCUCUAUCCCUCCUCUGGGCAGCAAGGCUAUGAUGGGAGGGAGGAAGAAUGUGGGAGCAUGUGAAUAAAAUGGCGUUGAACACUGAA
Messenger RNA from Equus caballus (horse), 2399 nucleotides. It is a transcript of the gene TMEM198B, whose product is annotated as transmembrane protein 198B. Gene Ontology annotation, biological process: positive regulation of canonical Wnt signaling pathway. Gene Ontology annotation, cellular component: cytoplasmic vesicle; plasma membrane. The record is from RefSeq and is a predicted model, not a curated record. Lineage: Eukaryota; Metazoa; Chordata; Mammalia; Perissodactyla; Equidae.